GGGCCUGUGGUCUGGACGCCCAGGCUUUGUGGACAGGAGUUAAGAGAUCAUGGGGGGAAUCAGCCACUCUGCUUUCAGUUUCCUCUGUUGAAAAUUGGCAGGGGAUGGGGUUGUUUUCGGAACUGGGAGCACUUUCCGAUCAGUCCAGAGGGUCUUCCUACUCUUACCCAAUCCUCCCUGCCCCCACCCUGCAGGCCCCUACCUUCUGGAGCUGCGCGGGGUUCAGGCAGGCCAUGAGGAGGAGGUGGUCGAGGUGGUCGGGUGGCUCUAGGCUCUCCGCACUGGUGCUGUGCCCCGCCCAAGGUGGAAGAGGAAAAAGGUCAGAAGGGGAGAGUGCAUAGAGCCUGGGAGGCCCAGAAGGACUUAACUAUUCCCUACCCAGAGAAAACUCAAUCCCUGCCCCCCUCCACCCCAGACCAGCCUGCGCCUAAAUCCCAGUUUUUUCAGGCUCCCUCUGACUUCUGUGCCCAGAGGGUCCUGGGUCCCUCUUCCCAGCUAAUCCAGGAUUAACCCUUUCUGAUCUCCUUCAAGGUUUUUCCUGCCCCCCACCCCCUCUCUGGGGCUGGCUGCUUACAGGUGCCCAGAAGUUGAAUUUAAGAGGUAUCUAGGAGUAGCGAGGAGCAAGUGAGCGAGUAGGGGCUGGUCGGCGCAGCAGCGCAGCAAUGCCUAAGUCAAAGGAACUUGUUUCUUCAAGCUCUUCUGGCAGCGAUUCUGACAGUGAAGUUGACAAAAAGUUAAAGAGGAAAAAGCAAGUUGCUUCAGAAAAGCCUGUAAAGAAGCAAAAGACUGGUGAGACGUCAAGAGCCCUGUCAUCAACAGAGCCUAGCAGCAGGGAUGACAACAUGUUCCACGUCAGCGUACGGGACUUUAAAGGAAAAGUCCUAAUUAAUAUUAGAGGAUAUUGGAUGGAUCCAGGUGAAACGAAACCAGGAAGAAAAGGUAUUUCCUUAAACCCGGAGCAAUGGAGCCAGCUGAAGGAACAGAUUUCUGACAUUGACGAUGCAGUGGGAAAACUGCGAAAUCUGAGCCAUAUAAACCUGUGCUGUCCUGGUUGUUUUAACCUGUCUUUUUACAUUGGCUUUGUUUUGUAAAUGUUGUUUUCCAGGCUAUUGUAUAUUUCAAUUGCAGAACAAUUUGUAAGAAUACUUUUUUUUUAAAUGUGCAUUAAAAAUGUAAUGUGCAUUAUUAAAAAUGUUCUGAGUGAA
Messenger RNA from Myotis myotis, 1205 nucleotides. RefSeq names its product activated RNA polymerase II transcriptional coactivator p15-like. Gene Ontology annotation, cellular component: nucleus; transcription regulator complex. The record is from RefSeq and is a predicted model, not a curated record. Gene Ontology annotation, molecular function: DNA binding; transcription coactivator activity. Gene Ontology annotation, biological process: positive regulation of transcription initiation by RNA polymerase II. Lineage: Eukaryota; Metazoa; Chordata; Mammalia; Chiroptera; Vespertilionidae.